AUGGGGAAGAAGAAAGGUGGCAAGAAGGGCGGAGGAGGAGGGGACGACGACUUCUUUGCAGAUGGACCUCCAGCUGACAUUUCGGGCGACGAAGCACCAGCUCCUCAGCGCAAAAAUGCUUUCGCAGCGAUGACGAUCGACGAUGGUCCUGAAGAGGUGGAAGAGGAAGAGCCCAGACCCUCUACGAAUGGAAACGCAAAAAUAGGCGAAGAUGAUGAGGACGACUACGGAGGAGGCUUGAUGGCUCAGGUGAAAAAGAGCGCUGCUAACGCUAAGAAAGGAGGCGGCAAAAAGGACAAGAAGAGCAAAAAGAAGCAGCAGGACGACGAUGACAUAUGGGACCAGUUGGGUGAAGAUGUGUCGGGUAACGCAGUGAAGGAUAAUAAGGGUGAUGCCGAUGCCAUGGACGUCGACAAGGCUCCCGAGGCUGGGGAUGCUGCAGAGUGAGUCUCUUGUUGUUGCUGCUGCUGCUCUCCGGCCUAAGAAGGCAAACUCAAUGUGCAUACAUCCUUGCUCCAUCGACAGCGAAUUUCCAGACACCACAAAGUCAAAGAAGGGCACGAAGGGCGGUGCCGCCGCUAAGGAGGAUGACGAAGGCAAAGAUUCUGGCACUGCAACACCUGCUGGUGCAGAAGAGGAGCAGCCUGGCAGGAUACUGUCCAAGAAGGAGAAAGAGAAGCUCAAAAAGGAGAGAGAAAAGGUGCGGACGAGUAGCACAAAGCGCAGAGACACAUGCGCGCAUGUGUGCUGACCAUCUCCGACGCUCUUCCUUGAUCGUGACAGGCAAAGAAAAAGGCAGAGGCUGCUGCGAAACAGUCGAAUCAGCCCGAGUCAAAGGUGGACGACGAUGAAGCUGCUGUAGACCCUGCAGAGGAGCCCGAAGCGGUUUCAUCAGCUUCGAAGAACAGUCAGUGGAGCGCUAAUUGAAGAUGCUUGACGCAACGGGUUGCUGAUGCUGUCCUUUCCUUCGCCAUGUGUGCUCUGACAGAGAAAAAGAAGAAGGGAGGCGAUAAAGGCGCAGUGAGUGAAUGCGAAGCGGUACUCGCAGGCGAAUGUCGCUGACGAGGGGUCUGUCGAUCUGUAGGUGACCGAGCAAGUGCCUGCUGCAACGCCCACGACUCAAACGGCUGCGCAAGGCAAGAAGAAGCCCUCCGCCGCGCUCGCAGCUCUUCAGGCCCGUGUAGCCGCACAGAAGAAGGCAGAGGAAGAAGCUAGGUUAGUGAUGUGGCGCAACGUCGAGAGGACUAGUCUUCACUUGGCUAAUAUGGGCGCGAAUCGUGCGACUUUCCCCUCAGAGCGGCGGAAGAAGCUGCGAGGAAAGCUGAGGAAGAGGCCGAAAGGCUGGAGAAGGAGGAAGCUGAACGCAAAGAGGCUGAGCGUCUGGCGAAGAAGGAGCGCGAGAGAUUGAAGAAGGAGCAGCUCAAGAAAGAAGGCAAAUUCUUGACCCCGAAGCAAAAGGCCGAAAAGGCGGCGGCAGAGGCUCGGAUGCAGGCCAUGAUCAAAAGUGGGCAGAUCAAAGUGGACGGAUUGGAAGAUCGCGAAAAGGAUGAUGCUGCGAGCGCAGAAACCUCGCAACAGCAGAGAAAGUCGAAAGCAGUCGACAGCAGGAAAAAGAAGAAGGGACCUUCGGGACCUCCAAACAAGCUCGCUCCUACGCAGCAAGCCCAGCCCAGCCCUGCCGAGCAAGAACAACAGGCCACACGUGCCCCCGAACCCGAGCCUGAGCCCGUCAAGGCUGCGGAGCCUGAGCCUCCUGCCACCGAGGCCGCAACUUCACCUGCUGAAGACGUCAAGGAUGACUGGGACGCAAAUAGCGAUGUUAAGGAUGAUUGGGACGCCGAGAGCGAAGAUGAACAAGAGAAGGAGGCAGAGGCGAAGGCGGAGCUCAGCAAGGCAGGCGAAAAGUCGAAGGGAGUUAUAAAGCCAUGUGAGUACACGCUGGGGCUGCGAGACAUCCUCGGGUCGUGACAGCUGACGCGGAGGCGACUUGUUCGUGUCAGCCCCCGCUACCAAAGCCAAUGGCUCUGCCAAAGGUGGGCCUGCUGUCGCGGAGCGCAGCGCUGCUGAGGGAGCUCGCGCUGCUGCGCAAGCCGCUCGGGCAGCUGCAUCCAAAACCGCAGCGUCUGCACUUGCAGCCAAGAAGGCUGCUGAUCGCGAGAACAAGGGCAAAGAUGAUGCUGACAUUGCCAAGAGCUCCGAUGAAGACGACUCGGAUGAGGAUGACGACUCUGACGAUUCGGACGACGAUUCGGACGACUCCAGUGACGACGGAUUGACGGCUGUGCAAAGACAAGCUGCGCAAAAGAAAGCGGAACAGGAGCAGCGCAGAGAUGCGAGAAAAGCCCAGGCCCUGGCAGAACAGAGCAGGGAUAACCUCAGAAGCCCUAUCUGCUGCGUUCUUGGUCACGUAGAUACGGGUAAGACGAAGUUGCUAGACAAGAUCAGACAAACAAACGUCCAGGGCGGAGAAGCGGGCGGUAUUACUCAGCAAAUUGGUGCCACUUACUUUCCCGUGGAUGUGCUCAAAGAGAAGAUCAGACCAAUUGAUCCCGAUGACACACAGGUCUUCAAGACACCCGGGUUACUUGUCAUCGACACGCCGGGCCACGAGUCCUUUACCAAUCUGCGAACUCGAGGCAGCUCCCUUUGCAACAUUGCUGUGCUCGUUGUGGAUAUCAUGCACGGCCUUGAGCAGCAGACAUUGGAGUCUAUGCGAUUGCUGAAGGACAAGAGGACACCUUUCAUCGUCGCGCUUAACAAGGUGGACCGUCUGUACGGUUGGAACGCUACGCCCAACAACGGAUUCCAAGACAGUCUGUCGAAGCAGAACAAAGCUACGCAGAACGAAUUUGACACGAGAUUGAAAGCGACCAUGGUCGCGUUCGCCGAGCAAGGAUUCAACGCUGUGCCUUACUACGAGAACAAGAACUUCUCAAAGAAUGUCAGCUUGGUCCCCACGUCUGCACACACUGGAGAGGGUAUUCCCGACAUGCUUCGCCUCCUUGUGCAGCUCACGCAAGAACGCAUGGCUGCUUCGCUCAUGUAUCUCUCCGAGCUCGCCUGCACGGUCCUUGAAGUCAAGAUCAUCGAGGGACUCGGCACCACCAUCGACGUCAUUUUGUCCAACGGUGUGCUGAGGGAAGGAGACAAGAUCGUUCUUUGCGGUCUUGGUGGUCCGAUCGUCACCUAUGUUCGUGCUCUCUUGACACCCGAGCCUCUCAAGGAGAUGAGAGUCAAAGGCGCGUAUGUGCACCACAAGGAAGUCAAGGCCGCGCUAGGUGUCAAGAUCUCGGGUCCGGGUCUCGAAAAGGCCAUCAGUGGUUCUAGGCUGCUGGUCUGUGGGGAGGAUGAUGACGAGGAAGAGCUCAAGGACGACGUCAUGGCGGACCUGCAAGACCUGCAAAAAUGGAUCAGCACAUCUGGAAAAGGUGUUUGCGUACAGGCUUCCACUCUGGGAUCUCUUGAAGCCCUAUUAGAAUUCUUAAAGACGCAGAACAUCCCUGUCAGCGGUAUCGAAAUCGGACCGGUAUUCAAAGGCAGCGUCCGAAGAGCUUCGAUCAUGCUGGACAAAGGUCACACCGAGUACGCAGCGCUGCUGUGCUUCGACGUGGAAGUUCACAAAGAGGCCGAAGCGCUAGCAGCUGAGAUUGGCGUGCGAGUAUUCUCCCGAAUGACCAUCUACAACCUCGUCGAUGACUACAAAGUCUUUGCGGACCAAGUCGUGGUGGAUCGUCAAAAAGCUGCUGCUGGCACGGCCGUCUGGCCUUGCAAACUCAAGAUCUUGGCCGCUUUCGCAAAGAGGGAACCGAUCAUUCUGGGCUGCGAAAUCUUGGACGGCGAUCUGAGAGUUGGGACGCCGCUUUGCGUCGUCAAGACGCACGCGGACACGAAGAAGAAGGAAGUGGUCACGUUGGGAAGAGUGACUUCGCUCGAGAUUAACAAGAAGCCCAAGGAUCAUGUGACGAGGAAGGAACAAGGUGCUGGUGUGGCAGUCCGCAUCGAGGCGGGCCUGAACGAUCAGAGCAAAAUCUUUGGAAGGCACUUUGACGAAAAGGUGAGCAAAGGUUUCAAAUUUUUGCUGGCGCUUUGAAUUUUCGACUGACCGAUGAACCCUCUCGGAUCCGCCGGACGCUCAGGACGAGGUGUAUUCCCUCAUCUCUCGUAAUUCCAUCGACGCUCUCAAGGACCACUUUUGGGAGCAGGUGUCCACUGACCAAAAGAAGCUCAUCAAGAAUCUCAAGGCGCUUUUGGGCAUUCCCUGA
This is a messenger RNA of Ceraceosorus bombacis, 4262 nucleotides long. The record is from the annotation of a GenBank genome assembly. Lineage: Eukaryota; Fungi; Basidiomycota; Exobasidiomycetes; Ceraceosorales; Ceraceosoraceae.